This is a messenger RNA of Erpetoichthys calabaricus (reedfish), 6742 nucleotides long. It is a transcript of the gene tfe3a, whose product is annotated as transcription factor binding to IGHM enhancer 3a. The coding region runs from base 528 to 2210 and encodes 560 amino acids. The transcript is spliced from 10 exons. The record is from RefSeq and is a predicted model, not a curated record. Gene Ontology annotation, molecular function: protein dimerization activity; RNA polymerase II cis-regulatory region sequence-specific DNA binding; DNA-binding transcription factor activity, RNA polymerase II-specific. NCBI's taxonomy places the organism in Eukaryota, Metazoa, Chordata, Cladistia, Polypteriformes, Polypteridae. Gene Ontology annotation, biological process: regulation of transcription by RNA polymerase II. Gene Ontology annotation, cellular component: nucleus.
UCCCCGGGUUGCAACACUCGCGGGUCAGGCGUGCGAGCGGUCUAGUCAGCAUUUGAGCGAGAGUGAAGAGAAAGAAGAAAAAGGAAGCACAGAAACCGCUGAACAAUAUUACCACCUUUUUGUCGACAGCGCUUCAAAUAGCUUUGAUUUAAAAAGGCAUUGCAUGCGUUUAAUAACAGACUUCAACUUUUUUUUUUUUGCCAGUGUUUGAUUUUAGGCAUUAUAAACAUUAAGUUAAUUUGUUAACUACUUUUAUAAAACCACAAACCUAUGAGAAGGCGAUUUUUUUUUAUUUUUGUCCGUCAACAAUUUUCUUUGUUCAUAUUCUUCACUGGUAUUCUAGAAUUACUAUCUGUAACUUUAAUUGUGAGGUGCAUCUUCUGCCUUGUAAAGCUCAAGUAAAACAACCCGGCAAGUCGAGACAACUUUUCUUCUGUUGAAAACGAGCCGCCUUGAUCGGUCGCGGACAGGAGGCUACAGUGAACGACAUAAGGACUUUUCCUCUUGUUUCUGACAUCGGCUGAGAGAUGUCUGCUUCUGUUUCCGAUGCAGACGUGAAGAGCGAGGAAUUCUUGUCAAGUUUGUCGCAGCAACAGGAGGACACGUCAAGCUGCAAAAACCAGCAGACGCAGGCGGUGCUGUUACCAGGGCAACCGUUCGAGCCACAGCGCACUUUCUUAGUCAUCGUAGACUCGAGCCCGGAUACAUUGAACCUCAUCAGCUUGGAGUCUCUCCAGCCAGAAUCUGGAAUUGUUGCAGACAUUGACGUGGAGAACAUAUUAACUUCUGGGAAGGAAACGUUUUAUGAACUUAAGAGCCAGCCCAUCGCUCAGAGCUCCACUUCCCCAGUCCCACCCGGCACAGUGAUGUCGUCAAGAGUACUUCUGCGGCAGCAGCUCAUGCGGGAGCAGGCCCGGGAGCAGGAACGCAGAGAGGCACAACAACAAGCCUCAGCAGCCCAGCUCCGUUCAUCAGACCGCAGCAAUGCAGCCACAUCUGCUGCCAUCAGUGUCAGCACCCCACAGGGGUCCAGACCAGCUCCUGCACAGGUUCCAGUUGAAGUCCUAAAGGUACAAACUCACCUGGAAAACCCCACCAAGUACCACAUUCAGCAGGCCCAGCGCCAGCAGGUGAAGCAAUACCUCUCUACUACCCUGGGUAACAAGAUAGCUAACCAGACACUGGGAGUGUCUCCCUCCCCACAGACUGGCUCUGCUCCAGAGCUGGCCACUGCCACAGGAAGUGCACCCAACAGCCCAAUGGCACUACUAAACAUCGGCUCCAAUUCUGAGAAAGAGAUUGAUGAUGUAAUUGACGAAAUCAUCAGCUUGGAAUCAAGCUACAAUGAUGACAUCAUGGGCUUUAUUGAUUCUGGCCUGCAGCUGUCAAACACACUUCCUGUUUCUGGAACCGUACUGGACCUCUACAACCCUGGGGUGGCAGCCCCAACAAUUACAGUAAGCAACUCAUGUCCAGCAGACUUGCCAAACAUAAAGACAGAAAUGACAGAUGCAGAGGCAAAGGCCUUUAUUAAAGAGCGUCAGAAGAAGGACAACCACAACCUCAUUGAGAGAAGACGGAGGUUCAACAUCAACGACAGAAUUAAAGAGCUGGGGAUGCUUAUUCCUAAAUCUAGUGAUCCGGAGAUACGCUGGAACAAAGGCACAAUACUGAAGGCUUCAGUUGACUACAUACGGAAGCUGCAGAAGGAACAGCAGCGCAGCAAGGAGAUCGAGACAAGACAGAAAAAGCUGGAACACACCAAUCGCAGCCUGAUGCUCAGGAUCCAGGAGCUGGAAAUGCAGGCCCGUAUGCAUGGCCUUGUCACCCCAAUGACACAGACCCAGCUGGACCUUGGUUCAUCUGAGUCACAAAGUUCUAACCUCCUCUCAGCUACCACAAAUAAUGGUGCUGCAGCCACUGGACCUUCUUCUGCUUUCCUUGCAUCCCUCCCCUCUGCAGGAGGGGAAGUCAACUUGACAAGCACUGCACUUGACUUAGGCCACCUAAACUUCGGAGACUUGGAGGAUCCAUCAGCUGGAACCUUUCAUCUGGGCCUGACAUCUAAUAUAGGCAUUGAUGACAUUCUUAUGGAUGAUGGCACCCUCUCUCCUGUAGGAGCCACUGACCCUCUACUGUGUGCAAUCUCCCCAGGAGCCUCAAAGACAAGUAGUCGCCGCAGCAGCUUCAGUAUGGAAGAAGAUUCCUGACAUCCAGUUGGUGCUGUGAUUUAGACCUGGCAGUACUUGUUAGAGUUGGUGAGGCAAGUUGUCUCUGCCAACAUAGUGAGGAGAAAUGAAAGAACAGACUGACUUGCAAAUAUAAUCUACAGGGAAAACUGACCAGCAUUAUGGUUAUUGUCUUGAAACAGACAUGUGCUUAGCCACUGCGAAACUUAGUUCAGAUCUGUGCAUCCAUAUAAUUCUGUUAUGUGUAAAAGAAAACUUAAAUGGACACGACUGUAGACUUUGUACAAAAGCAGACAGGAAGCUAAUUGUGUGUCAGUUUCAUUCACAGUUUGUGAGUUUAAGUGAUGUUCCCAAGGGACAGUAACAGAUUCUAAUGCUCUACCACCUGUAUUAGAUAGUCCCGCCAGAGUAGCCAAGGAGAUUUUUACAGAUUUGUUUAAGCAUAAUUUGCCAAAUGUUGCUUUGUGUGUUGUCUUUUACUGAUCCCUAAUCUUACAAAGGGCCAACAUCAUGUCCCAAACAAUCAGUGUUGCUUCAAAAGUUAAAAUAUUACCUGUGAAAGUCGAGAUGUUUGUAGGUCAAGUUUAUGUAUAUGGUUUUUUUUUUGUAGUGUCUUCCAGAAACAUCAAGAAAGUAAAUUUUUACAGGCGCGAACGUUUUUGUAUACAAAGUAACUUGUCAUAACUGCCCAAUCAUUUAUAACACUGGGCUUUGGCCCCCUCCCGUGUCAACACUGCAACACAUCAUUUUGUUAAACAGAACAUUUAAAUUUUUUCAUGUCUGCACCCACCACUAGGAUGGAUAUGAUUGUUUUUUGAGGCGCAAGUCGGCAUCUUGGCCUUGGCAUGAGAUGUAUGUCUAGUUUUCUCAUAGUUAUGCAGGAUUACAGGUUUGCAGUAGCAGCAGGCCUCUGUCACCAUAUGGACACCCCAUUUAAAUAGUCGCACAACAGUAGAAUAUACUUGUGAAGAAUCAUUUUACAGAAUUCAAAUUUGACACAACUGAAAUAUGUAUAUUAUCGAGGUGGAACAUCACUCCAUUCAAAUGCAUGUGUGUGUAUGUAAAUAAUAUAUACACAUAAGUACACUAUAAUGUACUGUGGAGGGAGCAAAACAUGACGGGAAUCCCAGGACAAAUUAACUUUGUGACAGCAUAAACAUAAUAAACACCUGAAAAGAAAGAACGAGAGAGUGAAGUGGAACUCUGUCCUUGGCUUUUUCAGGCUAUGUCAUCUGUAUGCCAGGAUGUGUAUGAACGAACCUACAGGUGCAUGUCAUAGCAAGAGUGCAAUAAGAGAAUCUAAAACGAUCCCAUCAUACCACUUCCAUCAUUUGUGUGUUAGGGUAAAUUUACCGUUAAUGACCAUCUCAAAGCAAAAUACUCACCAUCAAAGCUGUCCCAGUCUCACACUUUUCAUUUUUACAGUGGCAUGCUUUCAGAAGUCACUGAUCGAAACACUCCAUUGCAUCACUCUUCUCUUGACCACCUAAACUGACAUGUUUUGAGGAUGCCCAUGAGCACGCAUACUGCAUUCCUGUUGGGGCAUCACGUAGGGUGGUGACUUUGUCAAUUACUUCAUUGAAAGCAUAGAUGUGGUAAAGUGUUCAAUGCAAAGCAUCAUAAUUUGGUUGUUGACACCACACAUCAGCACUUUUUUUAGACUUUUUAGUCAUUCUAUAUACUACAGUUUAAUUAUUUCAUUACAGUUCCUGGCAAAACAAAAUUUGGCAGAUGAAUCUUAAAUUAUUUAGGAAGCAUGGCAUAUAAUGGAAAGUUUACAGCAGGCUAUUCUGGAUGCCAUCAUUGAAUUGUGAAAAUGUACAGCUUUAUGAAGGUAAUCCAUUCCUGAAAACCUCUUUGUAAAGUGAAUUCUCAUAACGUAAAUACCUAAUUACAUUAAUAUAAACAGACAAUUUGAAGCAUUCACUGACCCCAAAAAUGACCUUCCCCACCCCCCAUUUGCUUUACAGAUCUGAGCAUCCCUAAUGCUGAGCCACCACUCCAUUCCACUGGCUGCAGCGUACUAUGCUUGGAAUAACCGUGAGGAGGAUCGUGUGUUAGUACUAGAGUCGCACCUUUGAAAAAUCACCGCAGACUUGCUCUUCAUAACCAUGAGGAAGGACAUCUUUCUUUGUCUAUCCAGAUUUUUGUGAAGCCCGUACUUAUGAUGUGGUGGUAGUCAAUCUAAAAUUCGUCGAGGACCACAAGUGAGAUAGAUGUCUUUCAUUUUUGAUUGAUCUGCAUCAAGGAACACUAUGUUUAUGUUACAAAGUUGAUCCAAGCCAGUCCUUCCUUUGCAAAGUGAAAUGGCAUGUUUAGUUCAUUGCUGCUUGACAUUAGUUGCUCCUAAAGCACUUCUCUUAGUUACUGGUCACACAUCUGAGCUCAGUGAGGUGCUAUGUAUCUCCCUAAGCAUUAUCUAUCUCUGUUGAGGCCUUUCAUUCUCUAUUGGUCAUCAAGCCUGAUGGUCAUCUUGUGGCUCAGAUGAUAGAUGAUAUUGAAACUGACAUGUUUAAGCAGUUGUGCCAUGACAAACUUUGAGGAGACAGUAGGCAUUCUCUAAAGUCAUUUUGGCUUGGUUCUCUUUGUCCAACUUGUCAUGUCCUGGUCAACGCUUUACUUCCUAACUCCCACUCUGUUAAAGAAUCAUGAAAUAGCGGAAGUGAAAUUUGAUCAGAUUAGCAAAAUAUUCCACUUUCACACGCAAACCACAGAGGAAAUCCCAUACCUCCAUUAUACCAGUCAGUAUCUGACUCGGGGUGAUUGUGUUCUUUGGUUUGAUAGGCUCUGUCAUUGGUCUUUGCGAAGUACAAAUUCCACCCAUUUUCUGAACCCACUCAAUCCAAUCGUAGGGUUAUGGGGGACUCUACCUCCUCAGGAAAUGGGAGGCCCAGCCUACUAGAUGAUAAAUCACAAACAUCCCAAAGAAAGUCCAUUAUAAUGUGGAAACUGUUGCACCAGUGUUUAGUAAAAUACUUUAGAUAAAGGUGACAACUGAAUAAGUAAAUGUCAAUUCACACCUACUAGGAUGUACACCUUCAGGAAAGCCAUGGACUGAAACACAGUUGGCUGCUAGUUGUUCUUGGUUGAGUUUUUUGUUCUUUGCACAUAUUCAUUCAUUCAAUUGUAGAACAUUCUAGAGUUUUCUGAGUGAACAUACUGCAUAGCUAUCACAUUGAUAGGCAAAUAGAGAAGAGGGCUGGGGCUGGUGGGGUGGUGGGGUCAGUUUAAAUGAUCCAGGCAUACAGCAGAUGCAGAUGAAGGUUGUUAGAGGAGGUUCUUGGCAUACUUAUUGGUAAUCCAAGGACAGCCAUAGAUGAGACCACUACAAGAGAAGAUGACAUGGCUUACAGUCAGACUAGGAAGUAUGAAUGAUAAAUGAGUAAAGGGUUGUGGUAGGACCCUGUCUUGCUGACACAAAUCUUUUUUUUGAGGCCUAUCCUUAUUCAUUGCUGGGUGUGUGACUCUUCAUGCCCUGCUUCUUUAAUGUGGCCAUUUUCCCUUUCAGGGGACGGUAUGACUAAAGCCUUAUCUUAACAUUCACAUUUUCUGAAGCAGGGCGUGUGAGAUACACUGACUGUGGGGCCUGACAGAUCCUCCUAAAAAGAUUAGCAUCUGGAGAACCGUUCAGUGCAGUGACAUCCGAGGUGCCACCUGAGUUAAUGUUGCCACUUGUACUUCUUGGUACAUUUGUCUGGCAGAUUUUAUUUAAAGGGGAAAUGCUCUUUGUGGUAUAUUAAGGUAAAGUCGGUGAUGUGAAGGAUGUUGUGUGUUCCACAGAGGGGUAUUAUGCUAGGUCCCUUAAUAUCCUUAAUGCGCCUGAGUACAUUUCAUAGGUGGGAUGCCAUGUUGGCACAAUUUUCCAGGCAGAUGGUAAAAAUCAGUUUCAGAGUGGCAGCUAAGCAGUAAGUGUGGCUGCUUCGGUGUCCCUUUAUUGUCCUGUCCUCUUUGUUUUAUGUUCUGUUAGCCCCUCUUGCUGGUUGAUGUGUGGUAGCAGAGUGCUAUAAUCACGAGUCAAAUGUAAUAAUGACAUAUUGCAUUGUUUCUCUUAUGUAUUGUCUUAAUUUUAUGUAGGACAGUAGUCUUGGCCACUAUUAGCCACGUCGGCACUCUCGUGACCCGUCUGUAGAGCAGCUUUUAUAUAUACAGAGUGGCUUCAGGAGAUCAGUAACACUCCUAAAUUGUCAAACCUUGGAUUUUACAAGUCUUUGUACUUUUUUUCUUUUUAUAGUUCACUCAUCAGGGUGAUCAAUUUAUGUCAUACAUGUAUUUACUUAUGCAUUGAUUUCCUGCUUUUUUAUCAUAUACUGCCUUAGUCAGUCACUGGGUGGCCAUGUUUGGUUGGAUAUUACGCUUUCCAGAAAUAUUUAAAGGGAAAGUGUUGUUUGACGAUCAAGAACAGUGUGGUCUCCUGUGAAGGGGCAGUAUAAUAACAGCUCUUACAAUCCCUUUAUGAAAGUCAGAAUUUGAUCCUUUUUAUUGCCAUUUAUUUGUUCUGGUUUGUCUUUUUUUAAGAAUUUUAUUAUUAAAAUUAAGAUGUCAAAAAUGAGAAA